This is a messenger RNA of Eruca vesicaria subsp. sativa (arugula), 1133 nucleotides long. NCBI's taxonomy places the organism in Eukaryota, Viridiplantae, Streptophyta, Magnoliopsida, Brassicales, Brassicaceae. The record is from the annotation of a GenBank genome assembly.
UGACAGAUGAAUAUAACAUUUAAUUUUUAGAAAAGCAAAAGAAACAUUUUAUCCAAAUUUAAAUAAAAUUGGGAUUUUAUUUGACUUACGUCGUAAAGUCGGUUACAAAUACUAAGAAACACCACCGAGCAAAAGAAGAAAAAAUAAACAGCCACGAGGAAGCAACAAAAACGUAACAGAGAAGAAGAAGAAGAAGUAGAGAAAAAGAGUAUUACAAUGAAAUCCGAUGAUAAAAAUGAGAUGUUAGCAUCAGAAGCACCCAAACCUCCAAACGCAGCCAUGGAAACGCAAUCUACAAACGGCGGUACAAAAGGUAAGAAACGCAACCGCAACCGCAAAAUCUGCAUCUGCGUCACACUCCUCGUUAUCCUCCUCAUCUUCAUCAUCCUCCUCGUCUUAGGCCUCACUCUCUUCAAACCAAAACGCCCCAUCACCACCAUCGACUCCGUCGCCGUGGAUCGUCUCAAAGCCUCCGUCGACGUCCUCAACCUCAAAGUCAUCCUAAACCUAACGCUGAACGUCGAUCUCUCCUUGAAAAACCCUAACCGCGUCGGCUUCAGCUUCGGCUCCUCGUCGGCGUUGCUCAACUACGGCGGCAAGUUGAUCGGAGAGGCGCCGCUUCCGGCGAGUAGGAUCGGGGCGGAGAAGACGCUGCCUAUGAACUUGACGCUGACGUUGAUGGCGGAUCGGUUAGUGACCGACACGAGGAUUUUCAGUGACUUCAUGUCUGGGUCUAUACCGGUUAACACUUUUGUUAAAGUGUCUGGGAAAGUAAGUGUUCUGAAGAUAUUUAAGAUUAAAGUUCAGUCUUCUUCUUCGUGUGAUAUUGUUAUCUCUGUUGCGAAUCGGAAUGUUACGAGUCAGCACUGUAAGUAUUCGACUAAGCUGUGAUCGUUGUAGUUUGUUGUAGAUCUAUGAUAUUUUUUUUUUUUUUUGAAACUGAUCUAUAAUACUUUUUGUCUUCUUGUUGUCUUCAUGUCUUGAUGGUUUUGUUUUUGAAAUCCUUUUGUGUGUAUGUGUGUAUUAGAACAGAAUAAAUUAAAAAAGGCAUUGCUUUGUUUUUUUGUUUUCAUUUUGAAAUCUGUUCAGAUCUCAGAUUGAUUCAGCAAAGAAGUAGUAACAUGUUGAGUCGG